CGGCCACAGAGAAGUCCUGGCCAUGCCAUCAGCAACCUGCUCGUCUUGUCCGUGAGGCCUUCCCAGCUGGCCGGGCUCACCCCGCGGCUCCUACACCUGUGCCUGCCCCAGGAAUCUGGGGCUGUUUCCCACUCCUCUUCAACCAUCAGCGACAUCUUGGGCCUUCUUUUCCAGCCAGGUGGGACGACGCCCCUAUGAGGCUGUGUCUUAUCCCUCGGAACACGGGCACCCCACAGAGGGUCCUGCCUCCUGUGGUCUGGAGCCCCCCCUCGAGGAAGAAACCCGUGCUGUCUGCUCGCAACUCCAUGAUGUUUGGACACCUCAGCCCCGUGAGGAUCCCUCGUCUCAGAGGCAAGUUUAACCUUCAACUUCCUUCAUUAGAUGAGCAGGUGAUCCCAGCCAGGCUCCUGAAGAUGGAGGUGAGGGCAGAAGAGCCCAAAGAAGCAACGGAGGUGAAAGACCAGGUAGAGAUCCAGGGGCAGGAGGACAAUAAAAUGGGCCCCUGUAGUAAUGGGGAAGCAGCCUCCACCUCUAGGCCCCUGGAGACUCAGGGAAACCUCACUUCCUCCUGGUACAAUCCCAGGCCCUUGGAGGGAAAUGUCCACCUCAAGAUCUUGACAGAAAAGAACCAGACUGACAAGGCCCAGGUGCAUGCAGUGAGUUUCUACUCCAAGGGCCAUGGAGUCGCCAGUUCACACAGCCCUGCUGGAGGCAUCCUUCCCUUUGGGAAGCCUGACCCACUUCCAACAGUGCUCCCUGCCCCAGUUCCGGGCUGCUCCCUGUGGCCAGAGAAGGCAGCCUUGAAGGUGCUGGGUAAAGACCACCUGCCCAGCUCUCCAGGCUUGCUGAUGGUGGGGGAGGACAUGCAGCCCAAGGAUCCUGCAGUUCUUGGAUCAAGUAGGUCUUCUCCACCCAGAGCUGCCGGCCACAGGUCCCGCAAAAGAAAACUGUCGGGGCCACCACUGCAGCUGCAACUGACCCCUCCCCUGCAACUGAGGUGGGAUAGAGAUGAGGGGCCCCCACCGGCUAAGCUUCCAUGUCUAUCUCCUGAGGCACUGUUGGUGGGUCAGGCUUCCCAAAGAGAAGGACGCCUCCAGCAGGGCAACAUGCGUAAGAACAUGAGGGUGUUAAGUAGAACAUCAAAAUUCAGGAGACGAAAACAGCUGCUUAGGAGGAGAAAGAAGACACGGCAGGGCAGGCGUGGUGGCUCACGCCUGUAAUCCAGCACUUUGGGAGGCCCAGGCGGGCGGAUCACACUUGGCACUACUCACUUUGCAGACAGGACGGCGGCGCAACCUUCCAAGUGUGAAGUGACAGCCUUGUGUGUGAUCUUUCUGCCCUCCCCAAGUUUGC
Molecule: messenger RNA, 1353 nt
Organism: Gorilla gorilla gorilla (western lowland gorilla)
Lineage: Eukaryota; Metazoa; Chordata; Mammalia; Primates; Hominidae
Product: putative UPF0607 protein ENSP00000382826
Exons: 2
Coding region: 195-1220 (341 amino acids)
Source: RefSeq, a predicted model, not a curated record